Caenorhabditis sp. 36 PRJEB53466 is the source of this 1924-nucleotide messenger RNA. The record is from the annotation of a GenBank genome assembly. NCBI's taxonomy places the organism in Eukaryota, Metazoa, Nematoda, Chromadorea, Rhabditida, Rhabditidae.
AUGAAAUUUCUAAUUUUGUGCGUACUUCUUGUUAAUUUUCCGGAAAUUUCUGGCCAAAAUUCCAUAAUUCGGCAAGACAAUGGAAUCGGCGAAAUUGUGCACAAAAUCGAGCAGUUUUUCACGUUUCUAUGCACCCGCUGCAAGGAAAUUGUGCUCUACGUCGACGGCGCGAUCGACAAUCAGAGCCUCAAAAAAGUGGGUUUCGUGGAGAGUCUGCAAAUGAAAGGGUCUUGCUGAAAUUUGUGGAGAAAAUUGAAUUUUCAGGACGCCAACGCACUUUGUGACUCUCUUUUGGGAUUCAGCGAGGUGACGGAGAAGGUUUGCAAGUCUGUCGGUACGUUUUCAUGUUUUUUCUUUAAAUUUAUGUUUCGAAAUUAUGAGAAACCACAAGAAGCACACGCGAUUAUCGAUUUUUCGUGCGGCACUCGGAUAACUCGAGCUUGUUUCAACAUUCGUGUACUUCUCGUCGUCUCCAUUGCUUUUUUUCCGAAUUUGUCACUUUGCGAACACAAAAUCCCCCACUUUGAACUUUUUUUUAUUGAAAAAAUGUUGCUCUUUGAGUGCACAACACCCUUAAAAACCGUUUUUUUUUGGGAGCACCCCGGAAUGGAACUGGCCCGGAAUGGAACUGUACCGGAAUGGAACUGGCCCGGAAUGGAACAGGCCCGUAAUGGAACUGCCCGGAAUGGAACUGACCGGAAUGGAACUGACCGGAAUGGAACUGUACCGGAAUGGAACUGACCGGAAUGGAACUGACCGGAAUGGAACUGACCGGAAUGGAACUCCCACUGAAAAUAAAUUUGACCAAAAAACAACAAAAAUUCGGAAAAAAAUGAACGUUGCCACUAAUUUCGACGACGAUUCCUUCGUAAAUGUCAUUUAAUUACAUGGGGCUCGGUUAUUUGAUUUGUAAUUCAUCGUUAAACAUGUAUAAGUCCAAAUAGAACAGUUUUAUGGCGGGGAAAAAUGGGGUGAGAUGGCGAAACGGGGAGAAUAACAUGGCAGAAACGUACGGCAAGACCAAAGCAAAACAGGAUCGAAAGAACAACGGGAUAACAACAAGGGUGGAAACAAAAUGAAAGCGCUGAAAGUAACAGUGAACAGAAAUUCACUCGUCGCAAAAAAAACUCGCUCCGCGCGGAGGCAUCUGCAGAAACAAAAUCUCGGUAAAAGCGAAAUAGAUCAAUCGAUAAUCGGUAAAUCGGCGACAAAGACGGAACAAAACGUGUCAGCGUAGAAAUUCAACACCGACUACGACGUAAUAAUACUAAAAUCCGGCAAAAAUCGAUCAAAACACUGCGCAAAAUCUCGCAGAAAAACAAAUUCGAAGUCAACACAGCUGAAUGCGCGUAAUAUCUGUUGCAAAAUACGCAGAACGGUGUACGCACACGUCUUCCGUGCGGCAACUAGGGCUGAGUUCCAUUCCGGUCAGUUCCAUUCCGGUCAGUUCCAUUCCGGUCAGUUCCAUUCCGGGCAGUUCCAUUCCGGUACAGUUCCAUUCCGGUCAGUUCCAUUCCGGGCAGUUCCAUUACGGGCCUGUUCCAUUCCGGGCCAGUUCCAUUCCGGUACAGUUCCAUUCCGGGCCAGUUCCAUUCCGGGGUGCUCCCUUUUUUUUCAGUCGAAGACAUCCUGGGCGAAGUGUACGCGCAACUGAAGAAAUUCGAGCCGGACCACACGGCGUGUGCUCACUUGCACCUCUGCGAUUCGUGUGCAAUCGAUACACAAUUGACAACGACGACGCAAGUUUCAGCUUCAGAGAAAUUGACUCGAUUUGUUGUUCAGAAAACGGCCGACGAAACGACGAGAAAACGAGGAAAUCGACACGGCGAAACUGCUUCACGGAAUCGCCAAAAUCCACCAUUUGGCGUUCAGUCUCUCCACUAAUUUCACGGAUCCUCUGUUCUUUUAUUAUGGCCAGAAAUGA